Molecule: messenger RNA, 546 nt
Organism: Trichoplax adhaerens
Lineage: Eukaryota; Metazoa; Placozoa; Uniplacotomia; Trichoplacea; Trichoplacidae
Exons: 7
Coding region: 1-546 (181 amino acids)
Biological process (GO): retrograde transport, endosome to Golgi; intracellular protein transport
Cellular component (GO): retromer complex; endosome
Source: RefSeq, a predicted model, not a curated record
AUGUUAGUUUUAGUAAUAGGAGAUCUUCAUAUUCCACAUCGACGCAACAAGCUUCCCAACAAAUUUAAGAAACUAUUGGUACCUGGGAAAAUUAAGCAUAUCCUAUGUACUGGGAACCUAUGCAACAAGGAAACCUAUGACUACUUGAAAAACCUGGCAAGCGACGUCCAUGUGGUUAAGGGAGACUUUGAUGAGAAUGCUUCUUAUCCCGAUCAAAAAGUAAUCACUGUAGGGCAGUUUCGUAUUGGCUUAUGCCAUGGACAUCAAAUCGUACCCUGGGGUGACAUUGAGAGUUUGGCUUUAGUUCAAAGGCAGCUUGACGUAGACAUUUUAAUUACGGGUCAUACGCACAAGUUUGAGGCAUUCGAGCACGAAAAUAAAUUUUAUAUCAACCCUGGCUCAGCAACAGGAGCAUAUAGUCCUAUAGAAAGCGAUGCUGCACCAUCUUUCGCGUUAAUGGAUAUCCAAUCCGCAACUGUUGUUACGUACGUUUAUCAGCUUCGAGGCGAUGACGUAAAAGUGGAAAAAAUCGAGUUCCGAAAGUAG